UGUUUCCCUCCAGCCCUCUGUGCAGGUUGGCAACUCCACCAUCAGCAUAUGGGAUAGAGAAAGAAGCUCCUACACAGAUUCAUCAGGGAGGAGGGUGCUACCGGAAGCAGCAGGAUGCAGUUGUCUACUCACCCCACUUUGUGCUUGUUCUGUCGCACGACAUUAAAAGAUUUUAAUUUAACAACUAAACAGCCUCUCUGCCAAUUGGUCCGAAGGAAACCGUUUCUUCCAUCCACCGUAGCACAUAAUACAGUAAGAUGCAUGUUUAUUCAGACUCAGGACACUCCAAAUCCAAAUAGUUUGAAGUUUAUUCCAGGAAGACAAGUACUGGAGUCGAGGACCAUGGAUUUCUCCACACCAGCUGCAGCGUUUUGCUCACCUUUAGCGAGGCAGUUGUUCAGGAUUGAAGGAGUUAAAAGUGUCUUCUUUGGGCCAGACUUCAUCACAGUCACAAAGGUGAGCGAAGAUUGGGAUUGGAAUUUACUGAAACCAGAUAUUUAUGCAACCAUAAUGGAUUUCUUUGCCUCUGGUUUACCUGUAAUUACUGAAGAGGCACCUCGUACAGAUACAGCUGCAUCAGAAGAUGACGAUGAAGUUGUAUUAAUGAUUAAGGAACUUCUGGAUACCAGAAUAAGGCCAACAGUUCAGGAGGAUGGAGGUGAUGUCAUAUAUAAAGGCUUUGAAGAUGGGAUUGUACAGUUAAAGUUGCAGGGUUCAUGCACUAACUGUCCCAGUUCUAUCAUAACGCUGAAGAAUGGGAUACAGAACAUGCUGCAGUUCUAUAUUCCAGAAGUAGAAGGCGUGGAACAGGUUGUUGAUGAUGAAGAUGGAGUGGAGAAAGAAGCAAACUCUACCUGAGCUAACAGCAUGUGUGAGACUCUAAAUAGAAAAGUUUUCCUGGGGGAGUGUAUAACUUAACUAUGUCCCGAGGAACAACAAAAAUUGCCAUUCUCUUUAGAAAAAUAGUUAAAUUUUCAUCUUUUAAAAUGCCCCCCCUGUUUAAAGAUAAUACACUGCUUUUUCCAGGGACUUACUAUAUGGUCUGCUUUCAAAAGAGAACUUGUUCCUUCUCCUGUAGACUUCAUAACUGUUACACAUGGUUAAGAAACAAAUGAAAAAGGCAUUUUUAAACAGUGAUUUGUCGGUCUCUUUCUGUUUCACACACAAAGGCUUAAGAAUAAAAGAGGGAAGUAAAAAAAGUAAGUGAAAUUGUUUAGAAUACAUUCUAAAGAAAGUUGUGCAUUUUAUAUAAUAUCUGUAUCAAAUAUUCUUCCUGUUCUGCCUUAUUGGCUUUUGGAAUGACUUGCAAUCAUAUUCUGAAGCUCUGAGAUGUAGAGUUUAUUUUUAUGAAGUAAAUUAUUUUUGUUCUUGAUUACUGUGUAUGAGUUUUGACUAAAAGUUAACCUGGUCACUUAAAAUGUUUGUUGAUUAUACCCAGUUGUUAAAUAUAAUAAUAUUGACUAGU
This is a messenger RNA of Mauremys reevesii (Reeves's turtle), 1465 nucleotides long. It is a transcript of the gene NFU1, whose product is annotated as NFU1 iron-sulfur cluster scaffold. Gene Ontology annotation, cellular component: mitochondrion. Gene Ontology annotation, biological process: iron-sulfur cluster assembly. Gene Ontology annotation, molecular function: iron-sulfur cluster binding; iron ion binding. Bases 115 to 858 code for a protein of 247 amino acids. NCBI's taxonomy places the organism in Eukaryota, Metazoa, Chordata, Testudines, Geoemydidae. The record is from RefSeq and is a predicted model, not a curated record. The transcript has 8 exons.